Bipolaris sorokiniana ND90Pr is the source of this 2180-nucleotide messenger RNA. RefSeq lists its product as uncharacterized. The transcript is spliced from 5 exons. The record is from RefSeq and is a predicted model, not a curated record. The coding region runs from base 231 to 1820 and encodes 529 amino acids. NCBI's taxonomy places the organism in Eukaryota, Fungi, Ascomycota, Dothideomycetes, Pleosporales, Pleosporaceae. Gene Ontology annotation, biological process: intracellular iron ion homeostasis.
CGCCGCUGUUACUUUCCCUUCCCAUAUCACGAGUGAAGGACAGCUCUUUGCCUUGAACAACGUGCACCUGAGAGAGAGUGCAUCUGGGACGUGACCAACUUUCGCUCUAGGUUCCUGUUUGACUUGCAGAGUGACUGAACCCCUCUUUCACGCAUCCACGUAUUUGACCAGCGUUCAAGUCACCGUGACAAGGUACCAAGUGCUACUAUACACACCCACUAUACCCAACAAUGAGUCCCCACGUCGACAUGUCAUCGGGCUCGCCGGAUGGUGCAGCUCCAGCGGUGCAGAAGGCGUUCAAUGGCUUCCUGACAGACAACAUUGAUGAGAGCCAGUUCCCCGCUUUGGAGAACCGAUCGCACCUUCGAUAUACCCCGCAAGAUGAGCUGCACGACAUGAUUUGCGUUGGCUUUGGCCCUGCGUCGCUGGCUAUUGGUGUGGCUUUGCACGAUGCGCUCGAUGGGACAGAUGCCUCGCUAGCCGAUGUUCAGGGCCUCCAGAGCAGACCACCAAAGGUUGCUUUCCUGGAGAAGCAGUCGCAGUUUGCAUGGCAUGCCGGUAUGCUGCUACCAGGCGCAAAGAUGCAAAUCACUUUUAUGAAGGACAUGGCGACUAUGCGCAACCCGCGCAGCGAGUUUACAUUUCUCAACUACCUACACCAAAAGGAUCGCCUAGUUGAGUUUGCCAACCUCAACACGUUUCUGCCUGCACGUGUCGAGUACGAGGACUAUAUGAAGUGGUGCGCCAGCUGGUUUGAAGAGGUUGUGGCAUACAGCCAGGAAGUGGUCAAGGUGAUGCCUGAGAAGUCAGCCAGUGGAGAAAUCACCAGCUUCAACGUCAUUUCGCAGAACCACCUCACAGGCCGUAUCGAGUCACGAAAAGCAAAGCAUGUGGUGAUUGCUGCGGGAGGCAGGCCCAACAUCCCCGCACCUUUCCCUACCAACCACCCCAGAGUCAUCCACUCGUCCAAAUUCUCGUACAUGUCCAAGCAGCUUCUCAAGGACCACGAUGCACCCUACAACAUUGCCGUCGUUGGCAACGGCCAGAGCGCUGCUGAGAUCUUUGACUUUUUACACGCAAAUUACCCCAACUCACGCACACGACUACUUAUCAAGGGCAGCGCACUGCGACCCAGCGAUGAUUCACCAUUCGUGAACGAGAUCUUCAACCCCUCGCGGACCGACUGCACAUACAACCGCGCGCCAAAGCUGCGCGCAAUAACGCUAGUCGAAGACAAGGGCACAAACUACGGCGUCGUGCGACUGGGACUCCUCGAACACAUUUACGAGACUCUGUACAUGCAACGCAUCCGCUAUGGCAACUCGCCUGCCGAAGAAGCCCACUGGCCUCACCGCAUCCUGCCCUACCGACGGGUGGUGGACGUAACGGACUCGCCGGUAUGCCAGGGCGGGGUGCGUCUGCACGUCCAGGACUCGAGUGCGCUGUACUUUUCCGAGCAAGCUGGGGGCCAGGAACGUAAGGAGACACUGGACGUUGAUGCCGUCUUUGUUGCGACGGGCUACCUGCGUGACCUGCACGAAACGCUGCUCAAGGACGCCAGACACCUAAUGCCUGGGGGCGAGCUGGAGGGUGCCAAAUGGCAGGUGCAGAGGGAUUACCGGGUCAACUUUACGGAGAAGAGCGUUGGUGAGGAUGCUGGGGUUUGGCUGCAGGGAUGCUGCGAGAGUACGCAUGGUCUGAGUGACACGUUGCUUUCAGUGCUGGCGACCAGGGGAGGCGAGAUGGUGAGGAGUCUCUUUGAGAAGCCGGCAAAGUGGGAUAACGGCCAUGUGUUGGGUGGGUAUGAGGUGCGCGAGUAAGAUGAGAGAGCAGAAAUGUCCGAGGUUGAUGCCCAAUGGCUGCUACGACGACGAUAAUGAUGACAGCAAUUGUUUGUUUGCGCCAAUGAUUACGCUGAGGAAUGAGGUCUUGGCUUGAUGAUGUGUGAUGAUUUUUUUCACAAGUCUCAUUACAGGUCACGGUCGUGUUUGCUGAUGUCACUAGGUCCUUGGUUGUCUGCGCUGUUGAGUGCCGACAAGCGGUUCUGGGACUGGGCAGAGAGGGUUAUGCUGCACUUUUAUGAAAGACGUUGUUUGCAUGUGGGGUCACGAGAUGUUUACGGUCGUGAUGGUUCCUUGCUGGGGCAGGGUGGGCGGCACAUGGAAUGAAGGAAUGUGUGG